Molecule: messenger RNA, 1548 nt
Organism: Aspergillus terreus NIH2624
Lineage: Eukaryota; Fungi; Ascomycota; Eurotiomycetes; Eurotiales; Aspergillaceae
Exons: 4
Coding region: 1-1548 (515 amino acids)
Source: RefSeq, a predicted model, not a curated record
AUGUCGAAGAAAAAGUCAAAGAACAAAGCCAAAGCGGGUUCUGAUCUCAAGAAACAGAUCCGCGCCAUGAUCGACUCUGCCUAUAAACAAAACAAGCAGAUCGAUAGAAAGGCCAUCAAGGCAAGGUUCCUGGCGGAGCACCCAAACAAACAACAGUCCAUCAACGACAUAGUGAAUACAUAUUCGGAUCAUCUCGAGAGUAAGGGCAAGAAGGAUGGCAAGAAGCAAGUGUCAACCCCAGCUGUGAAGCAAUCUCCACCAUCGCGAAAGGCCGCCGGAGUGAGUCUGAAAUCUAGCUCUGCGUUAAAUACCACGCCUACUACAGACCAGCACUCUGGGCCAUCUCGAGUUGGGAGUAUCCAGCCUCAGGAGGCAAACGGAGACUUGAAAGACUUGAUCGACUUUUCCUCAGACGACGAGCGCGAUAGCUUCACAAUCACUCACACGGACAGCGACGAAGGCUACGGGCAAUCAGAGCAGCUAGAAAACGUCAUUCUCAAAGAGUUCAAGGAACAUCUGGCUGUUCAGGAUGGCGACCUUCCAGAAACUCCCUCUACAACCAGCUCGACUAUGCCUUCUCUCGAGGACCAACUCCAGUUCCUCAACACCGAUCCCACGGAAGAAGGACCACCCAGAGACGCACCGAGGAACCUGGAGCACGCCAUUCUGGUUACCCCGUCUGCAGAGAACCUGGGACACAGAAUGCCGUCGCAAUCUGCUCUGCUUGGCCAGCUAGAUACCCGAGAAUCCAAGGCCGUUUCGGACCCUCGCGUAAUGCUCAACGCGAACAUUCCAUUCUCGGCAUUUAUCUGUGGCCUUCAGGGAAGUGGGAAAUCGCAUACAACGUCCUGCAUCAUAGAGAACUGCUCCUUGACAUUUCCUGCACUGGGAAACCUGAAAAAGGCCGUCUCAACCCUGGUGCUCAAUUUUAACGAGUACAGCUCAAACAUCAGCUCUCAGCCUAGUGAGGCGGCCUUCCUCGCAUCGAUCAUGCCCCAAUACGCCUCCCGCCAACAGCCCAUCCCCGUGCGCGUCUUAGUGUCGCCAACGAACUUUCACAAUCUGGGAAGAAUGUACUCUCAGAUUCCAAACGUGGAGGUGCGCCCUUUCCAGCUGCAGCCGCGUCAUCUCAACAUCAGCAUGAUGCUGUCUCUCAUGUCCAUGGGAAAGAACGACUCGAUGCCGCUGUACAUGGCCCAAGUCAUCCGGGUCCUGCGUGAAAUGGCAAUCGAGAGUGGUGGGCACUUCGACUAUGCGAAAUUCCGCGCACGACUGGAUUCAUUGCGUCUGGACCGCGCCCAGACUCCUUUCCUGUAUCAGCGGCUGGAUUUGCUGGAUUCGUACCUUGACCUCAGUGGGAGGAACGACAAAGAUUACUUUAUUGAUGGGGGAGUGACUAUUCUGGAUUUGUCGUGUCCGUUUGUCGACGCGAAUACGGCGUGCAUUCUGUUCAGAAUUGCCAUCGAUCUGUUCCUGUACUCUCACUCGGCUAGAGGGAAGAUGAUUGUUGCGGAUGAAGCGCAUAAGGUACCGGCUAUUUAUGUCUGA